This is a messenger RNA of Eleginops maclovinus (Patagonian blennie), 4162 nucleotides long. RefSeq names its product G protein-coupled receptor 155a (gene gpr155a). The record is from RefSeq and is a predicted model, not a curated record. Lineage: Eukaryota; Metazoa; Chordata; Actinopteri; Perciformes; Eleginopidae. The transcript is spliced from 14 exons. Gene Ontology annotation, cellular component: membrane. Gene Ontology annotation, biological process: intracellular signal transduction; transmembrane transport; negative regulation of BMP signaling pathway. The coding region runs from base 501 to 3038 and encodes 845 amino acids.
CUAGGAAAGUUGCUGGGUGGUAACUGAAGUCAGCUAAUAACACCGACGUAACGCGACAUUUCAACAACUAGCCAGCCCCGGAUGGGUUAAACGUGUGGAUUUUAGAGUGUUGCAACUCCAUGUACUUUUUUAGAGAAUACUUUCAGUUUGGGUUCACCAAUUCAACGAUAGCUACCUGGCUAAUGGCUACUCCCACUGACAUUUCACUGACACAUUGUAACGUUAACGUUACACGUUGGGGCUGAACGGCACUCAGAGCAGAGGUUAGUAACUUAAAUAACCGUAUUGACCUUGACAUACUGCUUUCCUUUUUAGUAACAGCUUGAUAACAACUCGCAAGGGAGUCGGUCACAUGACGUUGAUUUGGUUAAGUAACGCAGUUAACUCGUUAUCUUUGCAUCUGACCGUUUAACGUCUAAGUACUCUUCCUUUGAACAGCUUGUUUUCCCCUAUUUAGUAUACAAGGCCGAACAGGACAUUAACAUGACCUCAAACCAGACAUGACAAGUGACAGUGGAAGGAUGAUAAACAUGAUGGAGGCACCAGGCAGGAGCACCAACUUUUCAUAUGAGCAGGAAGUCCCGUACGCUCCCACACCCAGCAUGUCUAUUGACAAGCUCUUACCGGCUCUCCUACAGUGCUUUGGGAUAAUACUGUGUGGGUACGUCGCAGGGAGGGCAAACAUCAUCACCUCCACCCAGGCCAAGGGAUUGGGGAAUUUUGUGUCCAAGUUUGCCCUCCCAGCACUGCUGUUCAAGAACAUGGUACUGUUGGACUUUGGUAAUGUCAUCUGGCCAUUUCUGUGGAGCAUCCUCAUUGCCAAAGUGUCUGUGUUUUUCAUUGUCUGCGUUCUCACGCUGAUAGUUGCCAGUCCUGAGAGCAGCUAUAGUAAAGCUGGGCUUUUCUCAAUAUUUGCCACCCAAAGCAAUGACUUUGCCCUGGGAUAUCCCAUUGUGGAGGCCCUUUACAAGAGCACAUACCCAGAGUACCUCCAGUACAUCUACCUGGUUGCUCCUGUUUCUCUGAUGCUUCUAAACCCCAUUGGCUUUGCUCUCUGCGAAAUCCAAAAGUGGAAGGAUCAGGGAAACCACCAACAGAGAAAAAUACUGAUCGUGGGGCUUGUAGUGUUGCAGGUCCUGAAGAACCCUAUAGUGUUCAUGGUUGUCAUCGGCAUCAUUGCCCAUUUUGCCCUGCAUCAGACAAUUCCUCCCUUCAUGGCUUCAUUUCUUGAUGGCUUGGCCAACUCUUUCGGGGGAGCAGCUCUGUUCUACUUGGGUCUGUCCAUGGUGGGACAGUUGGGGAAAUUAACCAGAUCCUCUGUUGUGACACUGAUUUUACUCAUAACAGCGAAACUGUUGCUGAUGCCGCUGAUUUGUAAGGACAUGGUGGGUUUAUUGGACAAUACCAACACCAGUACAUUGAACCACUCAAGCCUCUCCAAUUAUGCCUUUCUUUAUGGCGUGUUUCCCACGGCACCAAGUGUGGCCAUCUAUGCUGUUUAUUACAACGCAGAGCUAGAAGUUGUAACCUCUGGGAUGGUCAUCAGCACUUUCCUCUCAGCUCCAAUAAUGUAUGUUUCUGCCUGGUUACUUACGAUGCGCUGGAUGGAUCCUCAGCUUUUGAUGAAUUCACUGCAGAGUGUCAGCUUUAACAUAAGCAUAGUGACCUUGGUUGCAGUGGUUUGGACAAUUGUUGUCAUGUUUUUAAGUAAGAAAUUCAAGAGGCUACCGCACGUGUUUACAAUCAACCUUUUUUUGGCACAGUUCCUAACUUGUUUUGGGAUGAUCCUAUGGAACUUCGUGGUGAAAGAAGACAACUUCAUCGGGCAGGUCCUGACGUUCUCAUUAAUAUGUACCUCCCUCUACAGUAGCUUUGUUUGGCCAGGUUUAAUAGCACUCUCUCUUGUGCUCAUCAAGAGGCAUGAGGAUGUGAAAGUGAUACGCAGCGUGUUCCUCAUAGCUGGCUGGGGGGUCCCAGCCUCAAUAACUGCUGUGUUGCUCAUUUCUGGGACAAGACAGUCUGACACUAUUGACUCAGCUUUCUUUUACGGCAGACCACAGGUUACAACAACAUUUCAAUAUUUCCUGUUUUCCGCCUUUCAGGUUUUGAACUACAGAGAAUUACUUAAAAGCCUACAUGUCUGUAUGUGCAUUCUUUUACAGAUAAUAUGCACCACAGUUGUGCUAACCCUCAGUAUACUGCUGGGAGGGAGCUCUCUUAUAUGUCUCAGUAGAGGAAGCUGGGCCCAAAAUGAGGAAAACUCUGCAGAGGAUCUUGUAACUGAGGAUGAGCCAACUGCCCCAUCAGGAGAUCCCAAUGGAGCGUGCCUUAUAUGUGACUGCGCUCCACCCCAGCCCAUGCCUGACAUGAUCACCAGCACCAAUAUGAACAACACACCAACCACACUCACAGGUCAGUGUGAGAACAUAUGUGAGUCCACAGACUGCCUGCUCAUCCAAGUGGAGGAGCUCCAACAGGUAGAAGACAGACAAGUGGCCCGUCAUGUCCUCCUGUGUCUGCUUCUGACUGUCAGCUUGUUGGCUAACCUGUCCAGCUGCUUGUGGUUGCUCUUGAAUCCUGUUCCUGGUAGACUCUACUUGGAGCUGCUGUUCUUCUGUGCUGUUGCCAACUAUGGACAGGGUUUGCUCUCUUUUGCCCUCUUUGGGAUGGACAAGCAUUUGAUACUACUGCCAUUUAAAAAGAGGUUACAUCGUUUAUGUUGUGGAAAGAAGCCAGAAGAGCAACCACAAACUAAUUUACCUGAGGAAAUCAGGAUGACCUGCACCCAGUUCACCAAAUACCACAAGGACCAGUGUUUUCAAGACAUAGUCAAAAAGAGAAGGUGUGGGAAGCGGACUAUGGUGGAGUGUUUUCUUGGCUGUGACCUGGUGAUGUGGCUGCAGCAGGUGGGCUUGGCUCAGGAUCAGGGAGAGGCAGUGCUGUACGGGACGCGCUUACAGCAGGGCGGUGUGCUCCAGCACAUCGGGCAGGAACACGACUUCCAAGACAGUCGCCUUUAUUACCGCUUCAUGACAUAAGAUGCAAGUUCAACCUUUCUAUUCUGUUUUUAUUAAAGGAAAAGGGCAUCUGACACCAGAACGCGUCGUUGGGUGUGUUCAGAAGUGCAACAGACUUGAAACUUUAAAACUAAGUAAGGCCAAGUCAUCAUGUACUGUGCAGAGGCGGUCCUAAAUGGAUUUUAACUGUAGAGAUAUUGAGAUGCACCAACAUUGCAGCAACAGUCAGUCAGGACGAACUCUGCAUCCCUCUAACUGCAAUCAAACUGGUGGUUAAAUGAUUCAGUUGAAUGACUGAUGGCCAUAAUUUCAUACAAAAAUAAACCACAUGAGUGUUUGUGGUUAAAACUAGAUGCUUUUAGCCUUUUUUAAAGAAUUUCAAGCAAUCCAAGCAAAUAGUUGGUCUUUCGGUUGGAUUGUUUUAUAUGUCAUUUUGGGAUUGACAAUGCACGCAAGCAAGAAAUCCCAUUGUUCUGCUAAAUGUAUUGUUUACUUCACUUGGGAGCUUCUUAGCCAUCAGUCUUUUACCAAAGCCACUUGCCAAAAGAAAAAAGGGAACGUGGUUAAAGCUGCAUCCGUUUUUUAAAAGCUUGUUUUUUAAUGUAUGGUUGAGUGAAGUUCACCAGUUAAUUACCUGGUUAUAAAGUUUGAGAAUAUUGUAGCUUUGUUAACCUGCAGUUUAAUAUGACCUGGCACUCUUGUACAUUUGUUUGGCAGAGCUAGUAUCCUAAUGUACACAUUUCAACAAACAACCUGCCAGUUCCUGCAUUUUCACGUUUGAAUGACAAUGUUUAAAUUAUUAAUUGCUUUUCUAAAUGUGACAGAAUAAGCAACCUGCCUUUUUACAUUUAUAAAGUCGUGAUUGUAGAACUACGUGAAAUGACAGAAUUCAGACAAUGUUGAUGUGUUUACUCGCAAGUGUUCACAUUGACAUUGACACUUAGGGUGUUACAAGCUACUUUCUCUCAGGUAUAUAUAGUGAAAACACUGCUAAAAUAUACAGUUUUGUUGCUUUUAAAUGCCAACGUUUUAUGUUUAUAAAUGAUGUGAUGAUGGUUUAAAAUGCAUUGUUAAUAAGAACACUCAUAUAUAAGCUGUGUAUUAAUGAUGUGUUUUAAAAAUAAAUGUGAUACCCAAACCCUCAA